AAAAGCCACGUCUGCGGAGCUGCAUGAGGAGUCAGCUGACAGGAGAAGAAGAAAAAGGAGCAGAGGGAGUAGGAGGCUUUUGAGGCAGCAGGAAGGGGGCGGUGCUUCCCUUAUCCUUGCCAAUGAAGUUUCUCAAUGUUGACUUUGACCCUGUGGACUUAGCUGUGAGGCUGCCGUGUUCCGUACAGACUGCUCGCAGGUUGGGAACAGACUGAACAGGGAUUUUCAUCAGCAUGCAGAGUGUACCGGAGGAGGAGAGGGAGUCCUGGGAUGACACACCAGUAGGUUAUGAACAGAAGCUGGUGAGAAGCAGAGGAGACUCAAAGUUGAAGAAUGGAGAGGAAGGAAUGGAGAGAGAGGAGAGAGAGGAGAAAGAGUCGAUGAUGAUGGAGCUGACAAGGCAGGUGCAGAAGAUGGUGAAGGAGAGCAGCUGGUGGGAGAGGAGGGGAGUAGACUGCAGCACCUUAGCAGCAGCAUUCCUCUGUCUGCCACCUGCCUUCCUGUUGUUGGGCUCCUCUCAACUGUUGUGGUUUUCGUUGGGCAUGCUACUGAUGGGCGUGGCUCAUGCCGUCAUCACUAUCAAAGGCGCACAUCUGGCCAGCCACGGGGGUUUCAGCGAAUCCCAAGCCUGGAGUAAGUUCUGGGCUGUCUUCAUCAUCGAGGUCUGUGGCUCAUUCUCAUCACAAGCUGGCAUCCAUGGCCACAUUAAGCUGCAUCACGCUCACACAAACGUCAUUGGAUUGGGUGACUCCAGCGUAUGGAAGGCCCCCUUCCUGCCUCGCACCAUCUACCUGUUUGUAGCCCCUCUGUCCCUGCCUGUAAUCACUCCUCUUGUUGCCCUCGCUCAUCUUAAGGGACAUUCUUUCAUCCCUGUGGUUAGGACGGUCCUGAUGGUAACACUGGGCCUGUAUUCACAGUUCUGGCUGCUCAUCAACAUCUCUGGGUUCAGGUCAAUGCACAGCACGUUGCUCUGCAUGCUGGUGUGUAGAGCCAUGUUCUCCGUGCCUUACAUUCAUGUCAACAUCUUUCAGCACAUCGGUCUCCCAAUGUUUUCUCCAUCCGGCCGACCAAAGAGGAUUUUCCAAAUGACCCACGGCGUCCUGAACCUACCCCGUAACCCUCUGCUGGACUGGAUAUUUGGACAUUCACUAAUCAACUGCCAUGUGGAGCACCAUCUCUUCCCCUUUCUAUCAGACAAUAUGUGUCUGAAGGUGAAACCUGUUGUGUCCAAGUACCUGACUGAGAAGAAGCUUCCAUACCAGGAAGACAGCUACCUAUCCCGCCUGCAGCUGUUCUUCCAUAAAUACCAGGAGCUGAUGGUGUUUGCUCCCCCCAUCACAGAGCUGGUUGGGGUGCAGUGAUGGAGAGGGGGUGGUGGGAGAAACUAUUUGGACUAUUCAUUUUGAAUCACAAGCCUUUCUACAGACCAGUUGCAGCCUCGUGUAUGCAGGAUAAAACAGCCGCAAGCGCACAGCAUAAGCACAGAAUCAAUAUGUAGUUCUAUUAAAUCAUGAUUGAGUAAUUGUUUUUUUAAAUAUUAACUUAAUGAAUAGUG
Molecule: messenger RNA, 1555 nt
Organism: Cololabis saira (Pacific saury)
Lineage: Eukaryota; Metazoa; Chordata; Actinopteri; Beloniformes; Belonidae
Gene: fads6
Product: fatty acid desaturase 6
Exons: 6
Coding region: 234-1361 (375 amino acids)
Biological process (GO): lipid metabolic process
Cellular component (GO): membrane
Molecular function (GO): oxidoreductase activity, acting on paired donors, with oxidation of a pair of donors resulting in the reduction of molecular oxygen to two molecules of water
Source: RefSeq, a predicted model, not a curated record